AGAAGUAGGUUAGAUGAGAUAUCAUCCACGUAAUUAUAUGCUCUUAAUGUUUAAAAUAUAUAUGUGAUUUAUAUAUCUUUUCAAAUAUCAAAUAAGAAAAGCAAAGAUUAAAUAAAUAAAUACAUUAAAAGAAGAAAAGUGCGGAUUAUUUUAUAUAUAAUUUUUAUUUAGAUUAUCUGUAUCAAUAAAUCAUGGAUCAAUAUUUUGAGAGCUAUGAAGAACUCGAUAUUCAUCACUUAAUGCUAAGUGACAAAACACGUGUUUUAACAUACAAGAAUGCUAUUUUUAAUAUGAAAAAAGAAUUUCAGGGCAAAGUAGUGAUGGAUGUUGGUGCUGGCUUAGGUAUAUUAUCAAUUUUUUGUGCUCAAAUUGGUGCAAAAAAAGUAUAUGCAGUAGAAGCAAGUAUGUUGGCAAAAACUAUUGAGCAAGUGUUGAUUGAAAACAAUAUACAAGAUACAGUUGUAGUAAUUCACAGUAAGGUAGAGGAUAUCCAUCCAGACAGUUUGGAGAAAGUAGAUAUAAUUGUUUCCGAAUGGAUGGGUUUUUAUUUGGUACAUGAAGGAAUGUUAGAUUCUGUACUUUUUGCUAGAGAUAAUUUCUUACGAGAGGAUGGUUUGUUAUUUCCAUCCAUAGCAAAAUUGUAUGCUUCACCAUGCCAGUUACCAUCUAUGUAUGAAUUUUGGGAUAAUGUAUGUGGAGUCAAUAUGAGAUGUAUCGGAAAAGAGUACAGAAAAAUUAAAUCAAUGAAACCAGAAGUGCUACUUUUAAAUCAAGAUAAUCUUUUGGCAGAAGGAAAAUUGCUUACUUGGCUGGAUUUAAAUUGCAUCUCUGUAGAGGAAGUAAAUCUAUUAGCUGGAGAAGAUUAUGUAUCAGUAUGUGAGAAGGAUGGGAAUUAUCAAGGGAUAUGCAUUUGGUUUGCAGUCGAAUUCCCAGAUGGUUCAGAACUAUCUACAUCACCUCAUGAUGAGGCAACACAUUGGAAACAAACUGCAAUUGUUCUACCUGAAGAUAUAGAGGUGAUAAAAAAUGAACCUAUCGCCUUUAAAUUGCAAUUAAAAAGAGACAUAUCAAAUCCAAGGCGUUACAAUAUAGAACUAAAUUUGUUGGACGCAGAGGAAGUAGAGCAUGAAAUUCCAUGUAAUUGUCAUAUGACAAAGUGUGUGGUGACAAGAACAUAUAUUGAAGAUCAAGCAAACAAUGAAAGAACUUUGUCAAAUGAAUAAUAUAAUAAGAAAUGUUAAUUUAUAGACUUUUAUAUAAUAUGCUAAAAGAAAAUAAAUAUUUUUGU
This is a messenger RNA of Cataglyphis hispanica, 1288 nucleotides long. RefSeq lists its product as uncharacterized. Gene Ontology annotation, cellular component: nucleus. The record is from RefSeq and is a predicted model, not a curated record. Gene Ontology annotation, molecular function: protein-arginine N-methyltransferase activity. NCBI's taxonomy places the organism in Eukaryota, Metazoa, Arthropoda, Insecta, Hymenoptera, Formicidae. The coding region runs from base 192 to 1223 and encodes 343 amino acids. Gene Ontology annotation, biological process: peptidyl-arginine methylation. The transcript is spliced from 4 exons.